This is a messenger RNA of Moneuplotes crassus, 476 nucleotides long. The record is from the annotation of a GenBank genome assembly. Lineage: Eukaryota; Ciliophora; Spirotrichea; Euplotida; Euplotidae.
UGAUUAGAUUCCACCGAAGAGUAUGCCUGUUUCUAUAUACCCGGUAUUGAAUUCAAACUUGCUGUCCUUAACAGUAAGAGGGAACAUCUCAUGCUUGGGAAUGUUAAUAUCAGGUACAGUGACAAACCAAAGAAUUGCUCUCACAAUCAAGUUUAGCAUUGGAUUAAAAAUCCCGAGAUUAAUUGGUUGUCUCAAAAUUUCAACUUGGAGAGCUUCUAUUCUAACUGACUGCAAAUCUGUAAUAAGACUUGCAAUUUUGGAGCCUCUACCUCUUACUAGGUCAAUGUCCAGGCUUCCUGCUAGUCCAAAUCUAGCUGACACUCCAAGGUUUGUUUGAAUAUUAACAGAAGAUCUGAUGUCCAAGGAUCCAUCUGUCAGGGUGAUAUCAGUAGAACCAUGUUCAGGACCUGCUAAAAGUCCGGAAAGUUAUGUUCUUCCAAGUUUAUAGUCUCAGUUAAUGAAUCAAUAACGUAUUG